Molecule: messenger RNA, 1809 nt
Organism: Geosmithia morbida
Lineage: Eukaryota; Fungi; Ascomycota; Sordariomycetes; Hypocreales; Bionectriaceae
Product: transcriptional activator SPT8
Exons: 2
Coding region: 1-1809 (602 amino acids)
Biological process (GO): chromatin organization; regulation of transcription by RNA polymerase II
Cellular component (GO): SAGA complex
Molecular function (GO): TBP-class protein binding; transcription coregulator activity
Source: RefSeq, a predicted model, not a curated record
AUGGCAGCACCUCAGGCGACGAGCAUUAAUGCUAUGGCUAUAACGCCGGAUCUGCGGUACUGGUUUACGGGCGGGUCAGAUGGGUACAUUCGCAAGUACGAUGGCCCAGGGACCAUCAACGGCAAGCUGCCUCUAACGGUGGCGCAGAAGCACCCGUUUGUGGACAGCGUUACCAAAGCCGGUAUCCUCAUGUCGUACUGGGAGAAUGAAGAGCCCUCUAUCCCGGGCCGCAGCGAUCAAGAUCAUAACCUGUCACACGUCUAUUCUCUGGCUGUGCACUCAGAAGCCCUGUGGCUUCUUUCGGGCUUGGAAUCUGGAGGCAUCAACCUACAGAGCGUGCGUCACGAUGAGGGGAAGAAGAUCCACUGCUUGCAGCAACACACUAACGCUGUCAGCGUUCUGGUUCUGGCCCAAGAUGAGAAGAGCGUGUUAAGCGGCAGCUGGGACAAGAACAUUUUCGACUGGGAUCUAAACAACGGCCAGAUCAAGAGGAGCUUCGAUGGCAGCGGUGGUCAGAUCUCCGCUAUCGAGCUGCGCCCGAUGGGCGGACUUCCGAUGCCCACGAUUGAAGACGAACCACUUUUAUCAAGCACAAUCUCGACAAACAACGGCGUUCCUCCAGCUAACGGAGUCAUGGCGUCCUCGGGCAACCGGCCGACGACGGCUAACGAAGGCGAUGCAAGCGGUAACUUGUUUGGAGAUGGCAAUGGGCAUAGUUCGGGGAGUCCUGAGCAUGCAAGCCUAUUUGGUGGCAGCGACGCUGGAAGUCUCUUUGGGGAAAGCACUGGCGGCCCGACGUUUGGGCAGGAUGAGGAUGACUUCAAUGGUUCCAUGGGCAUGAUGCAAGGCCAUGAGAACGAGGGGGGCAUGGACCACUCGGCCGACAUGGCAAUGGCAGCAAUGGACGUGAUCAAGCCGCCUGAGAAGGAGGAGGACCUCGGCUCGGGUCCACUGUCAGCGGGAGAUGACGCUUUGCAUGUGGAUUCUGGUGGCGGACAAGGAGAAGCAGCUACACAGGCGCAGAACUCCAACGGUAGACCCUCGCCGACUCCGACUGCCGACUCUCAGAGACCCAAUGCGAUACAACAAACGGAUCUCACUUUACAAGAACAGCAAGAAAGUACUGCCUCCGUCUCACAGGAGGUCAAACUUGAAUGUGAAGGUGGCCAAAUGCUUGGAGAGGGCCAGCAAUCGACACUCUCGCCCAAGGCGGUCUUGUCACUAGGCAACGAUCAAGAGGGGGCAGGAAGAGCAAACGCCAACUUCGACCCGUCCCAGACGUGCCCGCAUACUUUCCUUUCGGCUGCAAUCGAUGGAAACAUUCGAAUAUGGGACCGGCGCGUGCAGAAGCCUGUGGCACGCAUCGGGAACCGACCGGGUGUGCCGCCGUGGUGCAUGAGCGCGUGUUGGGGCCCAGACGGCAACAUGAUUUAUGCGGGACGACGCAACGGGACGGUCGAGGAGUUUGACGUGCGCCACGCGAAGAGGGGAUGGGGACCCGAGAGGGUGCUCAAAUUUCCGGCUGGCAGUGGUGCCGUCUCGGCCGUCAAGCCUAUGGUCAACGGGCGACAUCUUGUUUGCGCAUCCCACGAUAUUCUCCGUUUGUACGAUUUGCACGACACUGGGUCUACCAAGCACUCGACGGUGCCGUUUCUCAUCAUUCCAGGCCCCCCUAGAGCGGGAGUUAUUUCGAGCCUCUACAUCGAUCCUACGAGUAGGUUUAUGCUCAGCGCAGCUGGUACGAGGGGAUGGGAAGGCACCAGCACCGAAGCGUUGAUUGGGUACGAGAUAAAUGUGAUCAACGGUUAA